AUGGCACCGUUCGUCGUCGACGACGAACCCAAACUUCACGCGCUGCUCGCUCUCAUCACAAAGCGAACGGGCGCGGGUCAGGACCAGCUGAUGUUCGUCGACCUGGAGGGUGUCAAUCUCGGUCGCACAGGCACGAUUGCCAUCAUGCAGUUGCUGAUGCCACCCAGCCCCGUCGUCUACCUGGUCGAUGUCCACCGGCUCGGAGCGAAAGCAUUCGGCCUCACCACGGCGGACGGGACCAGUCUCCAAACUGCGCUGGAAUCUCCAGACAUCUUCAAAGUCUUCUUCGACAUUCGCAACGACUCGGGCGCCCUCCAUGCCCACUUUGGCGUCAACGUCGCCGGCAUCAUCGAUCUCCAGGUCGUCGAGUAUGCCACCAGGAAUCCGAGAGGCAGGUUCGUCAACGGGCUGGCCAAGUGUAUUGAAAAGGACCUGCCCCACAAUCCAGCCUGGUCCCUCGUCAAAGACAAGGGGCGGCGUCUGUUUGCGCCCGAGGUAGGGGGGAGGUAUGAGGUCUUCCUCGAAAGACCCCUGCGGGACGAGAUCCUCGAAUACUGUGAGCAAGACGUAACGCUCAUGCCUCGCCUUCUCGCGGCAUAUGGCGAGAGGUUACAAGCCGGUGUGGCCGCCCAGCUCCAGGGAAUUGUUGAUGGACGUAUUCGGCUGUCCAAAACCGACACGUUCAACGGCAAGGGUCGGCACAUGGCAGUUGGACCACGUCUUACGCCGUCACGGUAUCGAGACGUGUCGGCGAGCCGAGAACUGGAGCUCGUCCGUUCGCCUCAACUUGUUCAUUUGUGUCGUCUCGACGAUGGCUGCAUCGAAGAUCUGACCGAUCAACUCGCCACCGUGCAGAUCAACGCCGGAGAAGCAACGGCAUCAGCGCAGGGGACCUCGAGCUUGACGGCCGUGGCCAGGACGGUCGUUCCAGCCGCUCGGUAA
Molecule: messenger RNA, 942 nt
Organism: Cladophialophora immunda
Lineage: Eukaryota; Fungi; Ascomycota; Eurotiomycetes; Chaetothyriales; Herpotrichiellaceae
Exons: 2
Coding region: 1-942 (313 amino acids)
Biological process (GO): nucleobase-containing compound metabolic process
Molecular function (GO): nucleic acid binding; 3'-5' exonuclease activity
Source: RefSeq, a predicted model, not a curated record